This is a messenger RNA of Suillus subaureus, 2547 nucleotides long. RefSeq lists its product as uncharacterized. NCBI's taxonomy places the organism in Eukaryota, Fungi, Basidiomycota, Agaricomycetes, Boletales, Suillaceae. The record is from RefSeq and is a predicted model, not a curated record. Bases 70 to 2547 code for a protein of 825 amino acids. Gene Ontology annotation, cellular component: brush border membrane. Gene Ontology annotation, biological process: transmembrane transport. The transcript is spliced from 15 exons. Gene Ontology annotation, molecular function: transmembrane transporter activity.
GUUCUGCAAAUUGGCACUUGGACAGAAACUUGUAAGACACUCCAAGGCACUGACAUAUAUAUAUUCAUCAUGACCACCCGUAUUCCCCUCCAACCGCCUGCAAACGUCGGCACCCUACGAUCUUUAAACGCGCCCCCAAGAAGGUUCUUUGGAAUGCGGAAUAACACUGAAGAAGACGACGACCCUUCUGGGCUAGAACGCAGCACAAGACGGGCGUCGGGCGGUCAGAACCAUCGAAGGCAGAGUUUUGUCUCGCGCUGGAGAACGAGCACAGAUGUGGAGAGCGCUAUUAAGUCUCCAAUGCUUGAAAGACUUCCAAUACCCAACGCUCUUCGCAGCAGCGAGUCCGACUCAACUCCGUUACCAGCAUUAUCUAUGAUUGUGCUGUCCAUCACCAUGCUUGGAGAGUUUCUUUCUGCCAAUGUCGCAAUGCCAUUUCUCCUUUUCAUGGUCAAAGGGUUUGGCGAGAUCAGUGACGAAGCCCAAAUCGCCUUUUGGACUGGAAUACUUGUGUCUGCGUUCUUCUUGACGCAGUUCCUAACCUCAUUAUUAUGGGCAACUGCAGCAGAUAGACAUGGUCGUAGAUUGGUGCUGACAUUGUCCUUGUUUGGGAGUGCAGUGACGGUGUUGCUUUUUGGGACAUGCACAUCCCUGCGGCAAGCGAUUGCAGUGAGAUUGUUGCAGGGAAUUUUCGCUGGGGCUGUCGGAGUUGCACGCGGAUGCGUUGCUACAGUGACGGACAUGACGAACGAGGGGAGAGCAUACGCUAUCAUGGGAUUUUGCUGGGGACUCGGUGGUGUGGCGGGCGCCAUCAUCGGAGGGUCAUUUGAGAAGCCUGCAGAUAAGUGGCCGAGCGUGUUUGGCCAAGUGCCACUACUGGUGGAGUACCCGUACCUACUCCCGUGCGCAGUGGCUGCCAGCAUUACAUUGACAGGGUCGUUCUUGUCCCUGUUUCUGGGCCGUGACGGCGGACCGCGGGAUGGCGCAAUUCGGCUACCGCUAGAAAAGCCUGAAGAUCGACACCCGACCAUUCAAGAGGAGGAAGAUAUCACCACUCCCAGCACCCUCGGCGAUGCUCCACAGUCUGGCUUGGUGCGCUCUAUUACGCGGAAAGUGUCUGGUCAACUAUCUGGUUAUUUCGGAUCUCGAGAUUCAGUCACCGCACAGGAAACGCCGUCAUUGCCAGUACCACUAACGACAUCCACAUCGCUGCCAAUGGAGAGCCCGCGCAACUUCUCGAGGAUCACCCGCACCAAUGGAUCUGCAUAUGGUUAUGGGGGAGGCAACAGGGCGACAAGCACGGUCAGCACGACAACGCUUGGUGCGAGGCGUGUGAGCACUGCCAGCACUAUAAGAAGGAGGCACGGAAGUGCAUUCGAAGGACCGGCGUCACUCACGGAUCCCGGCGACCUCAACUUUGCUCAGAGACUAUUGAUGGCAAAUGAGAACGCGGUAACAAACAUUGCUGAUCUUUGGGUGGCAGCGGCAAUGAAUGUGGAUAACGACGAAACAUUUGAACCUGAGCAAGACCUAGAUAUGAACGUCGAUUCUGAGUACAUUGAACAUGAAGGCCUUCCAAGUUCCAUCACAUCAUCUCCUGUGCAUCGAGGGCGUUCCAUUGGCCGUAACCUCGCAAGUGCGAUCGGCAGUCCCGGCCAGCGCUCAUCUGUGAUAACAUUUGGGCAAUCUUCACGCAUGCACUCAGCAACGAUGGGUUCUCCCGCACUGGAUGGGGUACCGUUCGCACUGCGUUCCCCUUCGAUCUUCUCGCACCCUGGAGUGCGCACGCCCUCCAUCGUCCUCGAUGCCCAGGCCCGUGUCCAAGAGUCCGCUGGUGACAAUUCACUACUACCAAUUAUGGAACACGGGCAAUCUGCCGCAGAGUCGGAGGUUCCCCCAGGGAAGCCUCCAUCGUUGACCUCGCAGCUGCCUCUGGUCAUCAUCUUCCAGUACGGUUUGCUAGCGCUUCACAGCACGACACACGAUCAAGUGUUCUUAUCAUAUCUUGUUACCGACUACGAGUCGGGGGGCUUGAACCUCAAUCCUGGGCAUUUCUCUCAGCUGAAAACAUUGGGCAAGUCUUUUCUGGCUCUUUUGCAGAUCGUCCCUCUGAUAGCACUUACUCAUAGACCCCCUCGAGGGCGUUUCUCCCACCUCGCAAUGUUUCGUCUCGGGUCCCUGCUAUUUAUACCGGCAUACCUUACUGUCACUAUGUAUCGGGGUUUCGCAAGUUCUAAUGACGAAGGAAGUUUUGUUCUUAUGGCAGCGCUGGCUCUGAGCACAGCUGUACGUUAUUGCGGAAAUACGUUUGGUUACACCGCCAUAUCCAUCCUCCUUAAUUAUAUGACACCCCCACAUGCGGUUGGUUUUGCGAACGGUGUCGCGCAAAGUAUAGUCAGUCUUGCACGUUGUUUUGGACCUGUUCUUGGCGGAUACCUUUGGGCUACUGGCAUCAGAGACGAUCCGUCAGGAUAUCCUCUUGGAUUUGUGGCAUGUUCUGUCGUAUCAAUCACUUUAAUGGACGACACGGUUACACUUUCGCAAUAA